UUUCAAAAUAUGAUACUUGGUGUGGGGGUAAAGAAAGUUCCCCAAAUAGAAAUCCCCAAAUUGAAACCCUACAUUCCGCCAUGGUCGCCAUCUUUUCCUUUCCAUUCCGGAGACAAAACGACGCUGCCGUUAUUAUUCUUCGAGAUUCACAUCAAUCGCUUCAUCAAUUCCUAAAAACACAACAAAAAUCAAGCUUGUAGAUCAGAAAAACUUUAUAUUGUUGAUUCUCAACCUAUGGCUGCAAAGAUUCUCGCGAGCUUGAUUGUGAGGGGUGGGGAAAUCUUGGCAAAAGCCGUAGUUCAGGCAUAUCGUCAAGCCCUUACGAAUGCCUCAAAAAAUGGUGUUGCACAAGAAACAAUGCAAAAUACUAUACGCAGAGCUGACAAAGUUAUGACACAGCAAGAGGCUCGGCAGAUUCUUGGUGUUGCUGAGGAUACUCCCUGGGAGGAUAUUAUUAAGAAAUAUGAUAAAUUGUUUGAGAAUAAUUCCAAGCAUGGGAGUUUUUACCUCCAGUCCAAAGUUCAUCGGGCAAAGGAAUGUCUAGAGGCUGUCAAACAAGGCAAGAGUGAAGGAAACCCUAGUUGAGGCCUCAGAUUUGGAUCCAAAUUCUCUAGAGUCGGGAAUUCCUCGCAUUUAGGACAUCGAUGGUUGUUUGAUCUAAACUCAUGCUCAAUGUUUUGAAUUAUAAAAUAACAAUAGUAGUAUAUCGACUAUCCAAUCUCAACUAUUGAUGUCUCAACUGCGUGAAUAUGGGAUCUCCUAAUUGCAGAAGAUCUAAAUUCCUUAGUUUUGCUCCUUCUUACUAGUUGUGUGGUAAUUUUGGCCACCAAUUUGUCCAAUCAAAAUUAAAUUUAUUUUACUAUAAGAGUUAUUUGUAAAUGAUUAAUGAAUUAUAUCCGUAGAAUUA
Messenger RNA from Cicer arietinum (chickpea), 907 nucleotides. RefSeq names its product mitochondrial import inner membrane translocase subunit PAM16 like 2-like. Lineage: Eukaryota; Viridiplantae; Streptophyta; Magnoliopsida; Fabales; Fabaceae. Gene Ontology annotation, biological process: protein import into mitochondrial matrix. Gene Ontology annotation, cellular component: TIM23 mitochondrial import inner membrane translocase complex. The record is from RefSeq and is a predicted model, not a curated record.